AUGGGCGGGUUCUGUUAAAGCAGGUUAUUCUUCUGUUUUGGCCCCUUAUUUCCACCUGGGUUCAGGGGGCAGAGAAAAUAGAUAGUUGUCAACUAUAAGUUCUAGAAAUGUUGAGUAGUUUAGGGAGCGCUGGUGGGAAGUCUGCCAAACCUUCGUUUGUUUCUUAUGUGACGCCCGAGGAAAUCAAGUCAGAGAAGGAACCCUCCAGAAAAGAGAAACAUCCAGACUUGUUACCAGGUGGAAAAGUUCCUCCUCUCUCCAGAACCUGGAGUUUCCUUCAUGAUUGAAACAUUUGGCAUCAAGUUGAUUUGCUCAAAAAACUCCUGUCUGUCUCCUGUUGUCUGUCUUGUUGUCUCUGUCUCCUGUCGUCUGUGUCUUGUUGUCUCCUGUCGUCUCUGUCUGUCUCCUGUCUGUCUCCUGUCGUCUGUCUGUCUCCUGUUGUCUGUCUGUCUCCUGUCGUCUGUCUGUCUCCUGUCGUCUGUCUCUGUCCCAUCUACAGGUGAGGUAGUGUUCUGCAGUGCCAGCACAGUGUUGAAAUACACUCAGGAUGACCUGUCACAGCGAGGCGUCUUCGGGGUGCUGCUCUGCACCAACUUCAGAGUGUCCUUUGUCAGUGACGAGGCGCCCACUGAGGAGAUGGGCCAGCUCUUCAAAAAUAAACUCUACGGAGAAAAUGACAUCCCUCUUUCGUGUGUGGAUAACAUCUAUGGAGGUUCUGAAGACAAGAGGAAGCUGAUAACAGGAGGCCUGGUGAAGAACAAGUAUCCAUCAAAGAUGAUCAUCCACUGUAAAGACCUACGGGUGUUUCAGUUCUCUCUGUCCUUCUCUAAAGAGGAAGAUGCCAAAAAGAUCUUCCAGGGGAUUGUCCACCACUGUCUGGAGCCCAAGUCCCUGAGAUGUCUCUUUGCCUUCUCCUACUGCGAGAACACCUCGUAUCCAGAGGCGCAGAGGAAAAAGCAGACUGUGAUGUUUGACUCCGUGGAGGACUGGACUCAAGACAUGAAGAGAACUAAAGGAAACUGUAGAGUGGUGUCGGAGAACAGCAACUUCGAGCUCUCUCCAAAGUUGCCUCAGUAUUUUAUAGUCCCAAAAAACGUCUCGGACGAAGACUUGACUAAGUACCAGGGAAAGGGAUUACCGAUGUGGUGCUGGUCUCAUCAUAGCGGCUGUGCCUUGUUUAAAACCGCCUCUAUACCCCUGGUACAAGAGGACAACGUCCCACAAACCUACAUGGAGAAAAUGUUGACGGCAGUGGCUCACAACCACCUGUACUCCGUAAAGACAGAAGACCUGUCCGACACACUGCCCACCGUUCAGGACAUCCUGUUGUCUUACAACAGAUUCAAACAGUUCUUUCUCAUCGACAAUACAACAGAGUUCUGGAUGUCCGAUAUGAAAUGGUUCUCUUCACUGGACAACUGUGGAUGGCUGGACAUCAUCAGACAGUGUCUCCAGAAGGCCGUGGAGGUAGUUGAGAGCCUGGAAAAAGAAAACACCAAUGUUCUCAUUAUGGAGGAGGGCGGUUCAGACCUGUGCUGUGUGGUCUCCAGCCUGGUCCAGUUGAUGUUGGACCCCUACUACAGAACUCUUCUGGGCUUCCAGAGUCUGGUGCAGAAGGAGUGGGUAGCAGGAGGACAUGCUUUCCUGGAUCGCUCCAACCAUCUACACCUCAAGGACAAGGUGGAGAGCCAGUCUCCAGUGUUCCUGCUCUUCCUGGAGUGUGUGUGGCAGCUACAGCAGCAGCAUGGUCCGGCCUUCCAGUUCUCAGAGACCUACCUGACCGUGCUGUCUGACAGCAUCCAUGUUCCGGUCUUCACCACCUUCCUCUUUAACAAUGACGGCCACAGAGACAGCUUACUCAGGGCCGAGUCGCCCCACACACAAAGAAGCCCAUUGAACUGCCCUACAGUGUGGGACUGGUCGGUGCAGUUUGACUGCAAGGCACAGGAUCUCUUCACUAACCCUUUGUAUACCGAGAAGCCCAAGCAGGACACGUCUGUGAGGAAAUCAUACAGGCCCAGGCACCUGCGUCAGCUGUCCCUGCCAAGCUCAGCCUUCAAGACCCCCCCUAAGAAGGGCUUCUUUAAAGACGAGGCGGACAACCUGAAGAAAAUCCUUGGUGUAAAGAGGCUCAGUCGCUGGAUGCUGUCUCCUUCCUCAGAUUCCCCUCAGACCUCGUCUUCAGUCAGGGAGUUCUACGAGGCGUGGCAGACUAAACCAUUGGACUACCACGGUCUGCUGCUGCCCUGCCUGGACGGUCCCUCCAUACGCGUCUGGAUGCAGAGGUACCUGCGCUGGAUCCACGACGUCCAGAUCCUAGGAGGGGGUCCAGUGGCCAUGCUGAGUAAAGUCUCUGAGAUACUGGGGGAGGUUCAGGAGCUGCAGAGACAGCUCGAUCGCCACGGCUGCACUUUAACCUCCAACCACAAGGGGGCGAGGCCAAGGGCCAAGACAGCGGCGGCGGUGAUCGCAGCCAGGUCUUCGGUGAGGCUGUCGUCGUCGUUCCCCUUCGUGACGUCAAGGAACUGGUCGUUCAAACCGGCCAUACCGACCAGCCUGCUUCAGAGUCUCAUGGUGACCGGGAUGGCAGGAAACCUGGCCGAUAGAGAGGAUGAUGGUGGCCCGGAGUCUCUGGUCUAGGAUACACACAGUCCCCCUGUCUAUCACAAACCCAAUGGGGAGGUUUGGUUGGAGGCCUGUUACUGUACCUACGUACACCGGGACCUAAAGUGUUGGACCUGUCGUGGUGCUCACUGCUCAAAGCCAUCGGUGACAGGACCAUCAUGUUCCUGCUUUAGACAGAGAAGGCCAUAGCUAUAUAUCCUAAUACCAUUUGUGCACUACUGUUGUGAGCCUGUUGCUUACAAACAAAACUGUGACUAUGUCCCGUCUCUUGCUUAAAGGAAAUGGCAUCUUUAAAGAAUUCCUAGCUGUCCAUAGUUGACUACUGUCCUGUUAAGAACCAUAGAGCUGUCCGGUCUAAAACACAUAACUACUGUAAAGCACUGAAUAAUGAAUGACCAUUUGUAUGCCCUUUUUUUAAUCAAAUAAAAAAUGCUAGUCUCUCGAUGGGAA
Molecule: messenger RNA, 3075 nt
Organism: Oncorhynchus kisutch (coho salmon)
Lineage: Eukaryota; Metazoa; Chordata; Actinopteri; Salmoniformes; Salmonidae
Gene: mtmr12
Product: myotubularin related protein 12
Exons: 15
Coding region: 280-2640 (786 amino acids)
Biological process (GO): phosphatidylinositol dephosphorylation
Cellular component (GO): membrane; cytoplasm
Source: RefSeq, a predicted model, not a curated record